AUGACCGACCAGCAGACCUUCUUGAGCACGCGCGGCUUCGGCGAGACGCUCCCCGUAGAAGUACGCCACGAAGUAUACCCGUUCAUCGACCCAACCCCCGCCUUCACCUCCCAACCCCUCAACGGCAAAGCCGUCUUCAUAACCGGCGCCUCGCGCGGCAUCGGCCGCACCACCGCCCUAACCUUCGCAAAAGCGGGCGCGUCCGUGGCAAUCUCCGCGCGCUCGUCCGCCGCUCUCGACGAGACCAAGGCGCUGGUGCUCAAAGAGGUGCCCGGGGCGAAAGUCGAGAAGUUUGUUGUGGAUGUGACUAAGGCGGGGGAGGUCGAGGGGGCUGUUGAGAGGACUGUUGAGGUGUUUGGGCGGUUGGAUGUUGUCAUUGCGAAUGCGGGGUACGGCAAUGCUUUCGAUACGCCGAUGGCAGAGCGCGCGUCGGCAGACUGGUGGCGCACGUUCGAGAUCAACGUUCUGGGCGUGUUCAACACCGUCCAGCCAGCGCUGAAGCAUCUGAUGAAGACCGAGGGGUACAUCGUAGGUAUCACCUCCGUCGGCGCCCAGUUCCGCUCGCCAAACGCGAGCGACUACCAGAGCACUGACGAGAUGGACGCCGAUGGACAGGUAUCCAAGCACGCGCUCAACAGGUUCAUCGAGCUCGUCGCGCUCGAGAACGCCCCUAUCAAAGCGUUCUCCCUACACCCGGGAGCAGUGGCCACCGACCUGGCCAAGAAGAGCGGGCUGGAGUCGAAAGGCGUCCAGUUCCUCGAUCCGCCCGAGAUGGCCGCGUCGACGAUGUUGUGGUUAUGCACUGGGAAGGCGGACUGGCUCAAUGGACGGUAUGUGAGCGUGAAUUGGGAUUUGGGGCAGGUGAAGAGGGAGUGGAAGGAGAGGAUCUUGGAGAAGGAUCUGUUGGUCAACAAGCUUGAUGUUGUGGGCUCCGCGUAG
Messenger RNA from Peniophora sp. CBMAI 1063, 939 nucleotides. Lineage: Eukaryota; Fungi; Basidiomycota; Agaricomycetes; Russulales; Peniophoraceae. The record is from the annotation of a GenBank genome assembly.